UCGGCAGUCGCGCCUGGGCAAGAUGGCGGCGCCCAUGGCGGCGUGUCGGUGAGCGCGGGCCAUGCUGGCGCUGCUGGGCCGCGGCCUGGCCGGGCCGGCCCGCGCCGGGGCCGCCGUGCUGGGCAGGGCAGAGCUCGGCUGCAGUCCUGUGCUCCAGGCAGCCAGGGGCUAUGCCAGACCUGUGACAAAGAAGAGGAAAGACAUCCCCAGCCAUCUGGAUGACCUUCCUCCCACCAUGCUGAAGAAGGAUUAUGCCAAUCUCCCAGUCAUGAGCAGCGUGGAUGAUGUGGUGAAACGGCUGCUGUCCCUGGAAAUGGCAAGUCAGAGGGAGAAGCUGAAGGUAAAGACACAGCAGCUGGUGGAGAAGGUCAGGAGGUCUCCCAAUGACAAUGGCUCCUUUGAGGUGCAAGUUGCUAUUUUGACUGCCAAGAUACGCACGCUCGAGGAGCACCUCCAGAGGCACCCCAAGGUAACUCAGGGAUCUGAGCCCACAGCUGCUCAGGUGCUUUUCUCAGUUAAUAACAAAAGGAGCUUAAUCCUGGGGAUUAUGGCUUUCCUAAGGAGGUUUAUGCAAUGGUUACAGCUGCUCCCUGGUGCCAGUGUGGGGAGCUGCUGGCUCAGACACAGCUGGAUUCUCGCCCGCUCUGCUCUGUGCUCUGGUUUGUUACUGUAGUGGAGGAAACAGCUG
This is a messenger RNA of Pyrgilauda ruficollis (rufous-necked snowfinch), 688 nucleotides long. It is a transcript of the gene MRPS15, whose product is annotated as mitochondrial ribosomal protein S15. Lineage: Eukaryota; Metazoa; Chordata; Aves; Passeriformes; Passeridae. Gene Ontology annotation, cellular component: ribosome. The transcript has 6 exons. The record is from RefSeq and is a predicted model, not a curated record. Gene Ontology annotation, molecular function: structural constituent of ribosome. The coding region runs from base 62 to 673 and encodes 203 amino acids. Gene Ontology annotation, biological process: translation.